Molecule: messenger RNA, 1499 nt
Organism: Diatraea saccharalis (sugarcane borer)
Lineage: Eukaryota; Metazoa; Arthropoda; Insecta; Lepidoptera; Crambidae
Source: the annotation of a GenBank genome assembly
AUGAGGAGUUCCGAAGUAACAAAGGGAUCGAGGCGAAUAGAAAAUCCCACAGAAAGAUUAAAGCACAUUAUUGAUUUAACUAAUGCAUGUAGAAAUUAUCUUCUCGGUGGUUUUUCGAUGUUCUUCCUACUAGUAAUGUUGAGGUUGUUUGAUUUUGUUAAUUUUUCUGCUAAAUUACAUGAAUUUUCAGAUUUGAUGGGAAAUUAUGAUUUGAUUGACAUUACUUUGACUAAUACUGUGGAAAAAGAACCUGAUCCAACAUUUGUAAUCGAUGAAGACUUUGACGAAGUAGAUGACCAUUCUGUGCGUUGGCCAAGUUUUAUCGAUUUCAAUAAAACAGAGCAUAGAAAAAUCAAAAAUUUUUUCAAAGCUACUCUUAGGAAACCUUUUGAGGCUAAAAUUAGAAGGAAGUCUAGUACUGAAGAAAAUCGUAUACAAAAAACUUAUAGAGCUACUCAAAGUUCAGACUCUGAUAAUAACAUAAAUACAGAAGAUAACCAGAGUGACACCGCUAAAAACAUUCCAGAGCAAGGAAAAUCUGUGUCAAAAUAUAAAAAUGAUUAAUAUAUUCAGUGCUAUUGUGGGAUCUAUACUGUUUUUAGAAUUGGUUAUUAUAGUGGCGCUUCUGAAACCUGUCAAAGAACCAUAUUACAUAAGAAAUGUAUGGUGCCAGUUCCAAGAAACAUCAUUUGACACUUCUAAAGUGUUAGGCGUUGUUGCAAUGUGCCUUUUCUUUAACAGUUUCAUGGAUAUGUCUUGGGAAACUAGCCAUCAUAAGAAUCUUUUGCUUGAAGUAAAGGAUACCAAUCUUGUCCUUGAGUUCUAUUUGAGCAAAAUGUCAAUGUGCUAUCUCUGUUUUUUCAUGGUAUUAUUCUGUUACAUCAUCAUUGAAAGAAUUGUACAAUCCUUAAGUAUGAUUGCUAGAUUAUUAGAAUUUGAAUUGAUGUGCAGGCAUGCCAUAUUAACUAGAGACAAUGUUUCGCAAAUUUAUUGUACAAUAUUGAUGUUAAACAGUUUGUAUGAAACAUUACGUGCUAAUGAUAGACGCGGUAUUUCGUCACAAUAAAAUAUAUAAGUCAAAAAAUUAUCAGAUAAAAUUGUGUUUUAUUUUAUCAUUACUUAAAUGGUUAAACAUUGUAAUGUAAAUGAAAAUAAAUAACAUUCACAUUAAUUCUUUAAUUGUAAUACAAAUAAUAAUGUUCUCAAAGCUACGUUAUCUUUAACUGUUGUUUCAGAUCUCAUAUAUUAGAGAGAAAUACAGAUAUUAUUAUUAAUUACUAUACAGGAUCAUGACUCACUUAAAAAAAGACGUUCUGUAUUAUACAAUAAUAAAUUCUUUAUUUCACAAAGGUACAAUGAGCUCCCUGACGUCUGAGGUAGGUAUAUAAAACCUGGGCUUUACACACCAGUUUCCUUUACCAUCUUAUGAUAACAUAGCAAUCCACGGAAUAAACUAUGUACCAUUACAAGAACAAAACAUGGAAACAAAAACAAUGGCG